UAUAAUGUGUCGAAGUCUUAGAAGACUAGAUCUUGAAAAUGUGUUUUUAGUUGAUGAAGUAUUGGAGAAUAUCAUCUUAAACUGUAGGUUGAUUGAAAAUUUGAAUAUUCAUCACUGUGACGGCUUGAGAAACAUUACAGUAAAAGACCUCAAAAAACUCAAAGAAUUUUCUGUUAUCUAUGAUGGGGAACAGAAUGUUCAAGUUUAUUCACCAAAUUUAGAAUCCUUUACUUGUCAGAGAGGUUCAUGGUAUUGUCAGUCAAUCCGAGGGAGGCUUAGGUUGUUCGCUACUCAAAAUUUGAAACUCCUAGUAUUAAAUGGUAUUUGCAUCACUGACGAGUUUUUCUUGGGCCUUGGAAACGUGUUUCCGCACAUUGAAGAAUUGAAAGUCAGCAAUUCUAAUGAUACACAUAGGAUCAAGAUAUCUAGUCAGUCCCUCAGGAAGAUGGAGUUGAUUUGUAACGAGAAAUUAGAGGAGGUGCAAGUUGAUGCACCAAAGAUUGUUCAGUUUGUAUACGUGGGCAGCAGCAUUCCCCGUGUAUCUAUCACCAGUGCUCCCUUAAGUCAUUUGGAAUCAAGAAUUGGAGUAAAUUGCAACAACAACGUGAACAAUUCCUGGUUUUUUAAACUAAAGGAGAUGUUAACCAACUUGGGACAAUCAAAAGUUUUUCUGGGGAUAUCUAUUCGUGCAGAUGUAACAGUUAAUCUUAAUGAGAUUAGAGAUGGUCCAACCAAUCCUACACCUGAAAUUGAAGAAUUAUCUGUAGAAGUUGUUUCGUAUUGUGCAUCUAAACAGACUACUGCUGCAGCACUGCUAGACGCAUGUUUUUGGAGCUUUCGUCCUAAAAUCAUACUCCAGGAGUGGUGUUUUCGUGGAACUAUUUACUUCACACAGUUCCUCCUCGAGCUGCUGAUGAUUAGCAGAAAUCAAGACCAUCUGAAUUUGUUGGAAACCACGUUUUGGCUGAAAAAUCUAAAAGAUGUCAAAGUUGUUGUGAUGAAGAGGUCUGGGCUAAACGAUGAGUGGCAGCCUGAGCUUUCAGACUGGAAGCCCUUACUUUAUUCAUGUGACGAUGGUGGUUUCAACACAGCAGUUCAUUUCAAUUUAGAAUGGUGGUGAAAAUAUAUACAGUUUGGUCUCGAUUAGGAUUCAGGGUUUUAUGUGAUUAGUAAGUUUAGAUUACGUUUUUCACUUUAGCAAUCUAGUCAGUCUAUCAGGAAAAUACAGUUGAUUGAUAACGAGAAAUUAGAGGAAUUGCAAGUUGAUGCUCCAAAUGUUAUUGUGCUUGAAUACACAGGCUCGAGCAUCCCGCAUGUAAUUUUUACCCCUCUCUCAUGUCCUUGGGAAUUUAGAAUUAGUCUAAAUUGCCAUAAUGCGAUCGACAAUCCAUGGUUGUUUAGUUUAAAUUAAAGGAGAUGUUAACAAGCUUGAGGAACUCAAAAUUUUUUUUCUGGGGAUUACUUGUUUUGCAUCUGCAAAAGUUGAUCUCGAUGAGAUUUAAGAUGGUCCAAUGGAUCCUAGACUUGAAAUUGAAGAGUUAUCUAUAAAAUUUUCUCAACGGCAAGGACGGAAGGUUUCUGCAGCUUUUCUAGAUGGAUGGAUGCGGUGCUUUUGUCCUCCAAUCAUACAACAGGAGUGGUGUUUUCUUGGAACUAUUCAUUUCACACAGUUCCUCCUCGAGUUUCUGAUGAUCAGAAGAAAUCAAGACCAUCUGAAUUUGCAAGAAACUAAAAAGCUUUGGCUGAAAGAUCUGAAAGAUGUCAAAGUUGCAAUCUUGAAGAAGAGUAUAUUAGAUGAUGAGUGGCAGCCUGAGCUUUUGGACUCGAAGACUUUGCUGCAUUCACCCGACUCUGGUGAUUUCCACACAGCAAUUCGCUUUGAUUUAGAAUGGCGGUGAAAAUCUUUGCAGUUGGAACUGGUGCUAAUGCAAUUCAGGGCUUACCUGACUAGGAGAUGUAAACUAAUAUGUUAUACUUUAGCUAUCUGCAGUGGGAUGAACUUUUUCUUGGAACGAACAUUUUCUAUGGUAUGAUCUUUUUUGUUCGGCCUUUUCUGUCUAGAUUCUAAUUUCCUUAAAGGACAUUGAAGAUUUCAGGUUUCAUGACAGUUAUACUGAUGGAAUGCUGGGAUUAGUCAGCCCCGUAAGCUUUACUAAA
Molecule: messenger RNA, 2157 nt
Organism: Coffea arabica (coffee)
Lineage: Eukaryota; Viridiplantae; Streptophyta; Magnoliopsida; Gentianales; Rubiaceae
Product: F-box/LRR-repeat protein At3g58900-like
Molecular function (GO): protein binding
Source: RefSeq, a predicted model, not a curated record